This is a messenger RNA of Rhododendron vialii, 883 nucleotides long. Its product is annotated as membrane protein PM19L-like. The record is from RefSeq and is a predicted model, not a curated record. Bases 183 to 668 code for a protein of 161 amino acids. Lineage: Eukaryota; Viridiplantae; Streptophyta; Magnoliopsida; Ericales; Ericaceae. The transcript is spliced from 4 exons.
UUGUGCCAGCAGCCUUACAAGCAAAGAACCGAAAAAACCCUUCUGAUCAGGCCCUUUAUAAGACACACCUCACCUGCACAAGUCAUUUGUAUGUGCCCAAAUCUUUCUCUGUUUAUAGCAAUUCAGGAGUAUUGACAUUUUCCUAGCUCCUCCUCCAUUCAAAAGCUUCUCAUAAAAAAAGAAUGGCCGGCGAGCAGUUGAAACCGAUUGCAUCGCUGCUCUUGGUGCUCAACUUCUGUAUGUACGUCAUCGUUCUGAGCAUUGGCGGAUGGUCAAUCAACAAAGCUAUUGAUCAUGGGUUCGUCAUAGGUCCAGGAUUUAACCUUCCAGCACAUUUCUCUCCCAUUUACUUCCCAAUGGGAAAUGCUGCCACUGGUUUCUUUGUGAUGUUCUCUCUGAUUGCUGGCGUUGUUGGCAUUGCUUCAGUCUUCUCCGGACUAAACCACCUUCGUUUCUGGAACCUCGAUAGCAUGCCCGCUGCUGCUAAUGCUGCCGCCAUCGCCUGGAGUCUUACCCUCCUUGCCAUGGGCUUUGCUUGGAAAGAGAUUGAGCUACAUAUCAGGAACGCGAAAUUGAGAACAAUGGAAGCUUUCAUAAUCAUUCUUUCGGCUACGCAGCUAUUGUACAUAGCAGCCAUUCAUAGCGCUUCGAUGAGGAGACAAAUUUGAAGCUUGAGUCACAUCGUGUGCGGAUUGUGUGAUUGAUUUUCCUCUUUUUCUACAGAAUUUAUUUCCAUUCUACUCAUUUGUGGUGUACAAAGCCAAGGGAUUGGCAGAUUGUAUUAUAUUUUGUGUGGUUUGAUUUGCAUUUGUGUGGGAUGAAUAAAGUGUCAAUGUACAAGGGACAUAAUUUAAUUUCAAAGAGUGUUUUUUGAUUGUUUGUA